AUGGAGCAGAAGGGGAGGAUAUUCUUAAUUUUGGUUGCAAUGGUUUUUCAUGGAACUGAAUCUUUCAGUGAUGAUGAUGGACCUCUUGUUCUUGACUAUUACAAACAAAAGUGCCCUUUGUUGGAAGAGAUUGUGAGUCACAAUGUUGAAGUUGCAGUUUUUAAAGAUCCUCGGAUGGCUGCUUCUCUCCUUCGCUUGCAUUUUCAUGAUUGUUUUGUCAUGAGAGGAGGGCCUAGCUGGGAUGUGUGGCUAGGCAGGAGAGACUCCUUGCAAGCAAGCUUCAGUGGUGCCAACCAGUUCAUCCCUGCUCCAAAUUCAUCUCUCGAAGCUCUCAUUUCCAAUUUCAAACAACAAGGACUUGAUAUAGGAGACUUGGUUGCCUUAUCAGGUAGCCACACAAUUGGAAAGGCAAGAUGUUUAAACUUCAGGCAGAGGUUGUAUGAUGUGAACUUCAGAGGACAGUAUGAACUAUACGAUAAGUACAGGAGAUAUACUUCCUUCCGAAGAAUCUUACAGUCCAUAUGCCCCAAAUCAGGGAGGAACAAUGAUUUAUCACCUCUUGAUUUUAUGACACCAGCCAGAUUUGACAAUCACUAUUAUGUCAACCUGCUCCAAGGAAAAGGUUUGCUGAUUUCUGAUAAUGUAUUGGUGACACAAGAUCAUGAAGGAGAGAUUCUAAAGAAGGUGUGGGAUUAUGCCACUGAUGAGAAACUUUUUUUUGCUUCAUUUGCAAAUUCUAUGGUGAAGAUGGGAAACAUCAAACCCAUCACUGGAAAUCAAGGAGAAAUCAGGAAGAAUUGUAGGUUUGUAAACACCUAA
This is a messenger RNA of Fragaria vesca subsp. vesca, 819 nucleotides long. Its product is annotated as peroxidase 20-like. The record is from RefSeq and is a predicted model, not a curated record. Gene Ontology annotation, molecular function: peroxidase activity; heme binding. Gene Ontology annotation, biological process: response to oxidative stress; hydrogen peroxide catabolic process. Lineage: Eukaryota; Viridiplantae; Streptophyta; Magnoliopsida; Rosales; Rosaceae. Bases 1 to 819 code for a protein of 272 amino acids. The transcript is spliced from 3 exons.